UUCAGGUUUAAGCACUAUACAAAUACAGAAGGUAAGGUCACCUGCCUUCAACCAAAAUCAAAGGAGUCAGAAGAAGAGGGAGGGUGAAAGGGGGAAUCCACAGAGGAGGAGAAGGAGGUAGAGGAAGAGGUACCCAUCGUUCAGGCCAUAAAGGACGCCUGUGAAGGUUGACUUGCAGCUGUUCAAGGAUGGAUUCGACAUUCAAGAUGGUUCUUCCUACAUUGUCUUGCCAAUGAGGAUAUAUAUCGCCUGUGAUGCUGAUGAAAUUCUCUGGCCAGAUCCAACUAAGCGAAGAGAACUUCGGGCAACUUCCGACUGUAGCUGCACUAUAACUGUGUUUAUGGUCUAUUUCUUUUGUCUUUUUGUAUUCUGAUCAAUUUUUAUUAUUUUAAUGCAUUUAUCCACCUUAUGUAAAGCAUGCUUGCAUCUGUUUUUGUAUCUAUACAAAUAAACCUUAUCUUUUUAUAUCUCAAAAAAAAACAAAAAGGAAUCUGGGCAAGUAGGGCAAUCAAGGAAAGUAUUUAAGAAAAUGUGUUUAAAAACAGCUAGUGACUUCAGUUAUAACCAAAGGUGAAAUAUGUUUUUUGAUGAUUUUACCAUUUUGGAAUAUAAUCUCUUUAAAAGUCUUUAUUUGACUUUAUCUGUAAACAUGUUUUGUGAUUUUAUAUGAAAGUAGAUUAAACAUUUGGGUACACCAAAAGAUCACAGAUUACAUUUUAAGUAGAUACAACACAACUACAAUAAACUUUAGAAUCAAGUAAGUUUUAACACAGAUGCUUUUUAGGUCAAAUCCUGCUCAGCGUAACAACAUGGCUGGGUUGCUUCCUGGGUUAUACAAUAUCCAUGGAGGUAUUCAGCCAGGUAAAGGCCACACCCCCUGCAGCAUCAGAAAGCCCAACCACCCCUACACACCCACCACCACCUGAUGUUUGCUGAUUUAAAUGAUUCCUGCAGGAUCAUACGCACACACAGGACCAGAACCAACUGAACAAAGGAACUUCUCUGCAACUCAACAUUUGACUUUUACAGCACAAGAAUGGAACGAGGAUUGAUCCUGUUGGUUGCUGCAUUGGGGGUUUAUGUGGCAUCGGGUGACCAAGGAACGUCUUACUUGUCAUUUUCCAAUAAUACACAGGUGAACAUCUCUCGAAAUGGUUGUGGAGACACUAAACUGUGUGUGCAGACACCAGAAAACUGUGAUCCAACUGGAAACACGAGCUGUCUGUUUGCAUCUGUGAUCGCCAGCACCCCAAUAGCACCCAACGGCUCUGCAAUGUCCUUCCAACUCAGCGGAGACUCCAUGGGAUACAUCGCACUGGGACUCACUGUGAAUGCUUCACAGGGUACCACCAUGCUUUUCAUCUGCGCUCAAAACAGCUCCAACAAUGGGAGCUUCUUCUUCCAGACGGUGGAUCAGAACAACACCAAUGGCGUUUUCACUCCAGCUGAGAGGGUAACAAGAGAAAUCUGGGGCAUCGUAAACAAAAAUGUGAUUAAGUGUGAGUUCACCGUCCCGAACAUGAACAGCACCACCUUCUCCAUCCUCCUCGGGACUGGAAAUAUUACUGAUAAUGGUCCCGGCCCCUUCAAAGUCUCCUUUAACAGCGGCCUUCUGAACCUCACCAACCCAGCCAGCAACGUCCCUACCACAGUACCACCAGUGACCAACACAACAGUGACCAACACAACAGUGACCACCACAACAAUGGCCAACAGCAUUGGAGCUGUCCAGCCUCACGCCUUGCUGCUCCUGCUGAGUGUCCUCACACUACCCAUCAUGCUGAGAGCCUGAAAGGAGUAUCGAGUUCCCAGUUUGAUACAAUGAAGGAGGAGUGGAGAACUGUCGAGUGUCAAGCUGUUUAUAAAUUGUUUUCAUGGAACUUUAAUUAAUUCAUUUGCAUUAAUUAAUCGUAAUUUUUUAAUUAAUUUAAAAACGUUUGAAGUAUCAUUUGCACAGUGUUUGUACCUGAGAUGUACUUGAGCUGAAACUCCAGCUGUUCAUGUGGCAUUUGCAAAAACGUCCUCGUGGUUUUAGUGACUUAUUUAUUUAAUUUGUCUGCAUAGAACUAUAGAAAACGUCUUUGUAAUUCCAGUUUGCACUUGGGUAAACUUUUCUACUAAAAAGCUGCCCAUCUGGUACAACAAGCAGUUUCAGCAAAUGCAUAUUUACUGUACACUUUGGUCUGACGAGUUUAAGCUGUGUACAGAACAUCUUGGCAGUAUAUCUCAAGGAACAAAUAGCCAGCAUCUUUCACAGGAAACCCAACCCAAUGUGAAAUCAUCUGUGAUUGUGAAAUAUUUGUUGAUGGGACAGCAAAGAAGGUCAACCUGUUCUAAAAUAAUAAAGUUGAAACUAUG
Molecule: messenger RNA, 2358 nt
Organism: Perca flavescens (yellow perch)
Lineage: Eukaryota; Metazoa; Chordata; Actinopteri; Perciformes; Percidae
Product: putative ferric-chelate reductase 1
Exons: 8
Coding region: 1037-1792 (251 amino acids)
Biological process (GO): regulation of postsynaptic membrane neurotransmitter receptor levels; regulation of glutamate receptor signaling pathway
Source: RefSeq, a predicted model, not a curated record